UUAGGAGGCACCACGUGAAUAAUUAAUGAACUCUUGAAACACCUGUAAUUCUUGUAUUUCUUUGUCAACAAACUAUCAAUUGAGAUCUGUACAAGGAAGAGUGUUCAUGUUUAUCAUACGUUGUAAAAUUUCUUAGCCAGAAUUAAUUAUUUUAAAGAGGCAAGUGGAGUUCAUUUCCCUGCUUAAAGGCAAUACAGGUAAUCAAACAUGACAACAAUUUUCCUGCAUAUUUGUAUAUUGACAGCAGUUUUUUUAAGCAGCUAUGUAGAGGGGAAAAGAGAUCCAGUACUAUACUGCGGAGCCUGCAGGGCAUUGGUAGAUGAGCUGCUGUAUGAAAUUAAAAAAGUGAACCCAAAGAAGACAGUUGACGUAGGGUCAUUCAGGAUAAGCCCAGAUGGAACACAAGGCAGGAGUAAGGUUCCAUUAGCAAAAUCUGAAUCGUACCUGACUGAAGUAUUGGAAAACAUAUGUGAAAAAAUGAAUGAUUAUGGCCUUUAUGUGCAUCCAGAGACCAAGGAAAAAUCAUACAAAAGAUUUGCUCCAAGAGAAGAUGAAGGAAUUGGCUCAGUAGAUUUUCAAAAUUUUCAGUUUAAUCCUGAGGAGUCCAGUACUUUAAAGUUUGCGUGUGAAGGAGUUGUAGAAGAGCAUGAAGAUGAACUUUUUUCACUUAUUACCCAGGAGGCAGAUCAACUUGCUGACAAGUUAUGCACUGAGGAAUCAGGUCUUUGUAAAGACUUUCUUCACAGUGAAUUAUAGAAGAAACCUUACAGUACUUCUAAGAAGAUUAAAUUAAUACAGUACUUCUAAGAAGAUUAAAAUACCACCACAGUG
Bombina bombina (fire-bellied toad) is the source of this 831-nucleotide messenger RNA. RefSeq names its product canopy FGF signaling regulator 1 (gene CNPY1). The transcript is spliced from 6 exons. Lineage: Eukaryota; Metazoa; Chordata; Amphibia; Anura; Bombinatoridae. The record is from RefSeq and is a predicted model, not a curated record. Gene Ontology annotation, cellular component: endoplasmic reticulum. Bases 208 to 756 code for a protein of 182 amino acids.